CUUGGGCUUUGCCUUAAAAAUCCACACACACUCCACAUACAUCCACCCUUUUUUACUUUGUGAUCUCUCUUUCCCCCUCCUUCUCCCCGGAGGAGCAUCAGAUGACAGCUGAGAGAGAGCGAGAGAGAGAGAGAGAGAGAAGGCGAAAGGGAGGGAAAAGAGAGAAGCCAAGCGCCUUCGCCACUUGGAGCCCCAAAGAGGCGCUGAGGCGCUCUUCUUCCCCAGCGAGUCCAUUCAGGGCUGGAAGGAGAAGGAGGAGGAGGAGGCUUUCCCAGUCUUGAGAGAGACUGCUUCCAAAGGCAUUGCCUCCAACGGCGAGCCUUCCUCGGCUGCCCCUCCACUGGCCACCUGAGGAGAAGCCAAGGGCCGAGGCCGUAGCCCAGGGAGGUCCCCCGGAGAGACAGAAGGCAAGGCGGCCCAGCCCCCGCCUCAGAGGAGGAUGCUGCUCCUGCUCCUGCUCCUGGCCUCUUUGGGGCUCCUGGCGGCGCCCCAGAAGUUCUCCGCCCUCACGUUUUUAAGAGUGGAGCAAGACAAGGACAAAGAAUGUAGCCUGGAAUGCACAGGAUCCCCUCAGAAGUCAUUGUGUGCUUCAGAUGGCAGGACUUUCCUAUCCCGUUGUGAAUUUCUGCGGGCGAAAUGCAAAGAUCCUCAGCUAGAUAUUGCCUACCGGGGCAACUGCAAAGAUGUUUCAAGAUGUGUGGCAGAGAGGAAAUACACUCAAGAACAAGCACGGAAAGAGUUCCAGCAAGUUUUUAUUCCAGAAUGCAAUGAUGACGGCACUUACAGCCAGGUUCAGUGUCACAGUUACACAGGCUACUGUUGGUGUGUCACUCCAAAUGGUCGUCCAAUCAGUGGUACAGCUGUAUCACACAAAACUCCACGCUGCCCAGGUUCUCUAAAUGAGAAGCUUCCACAACGAGAAGGUACAGGAAAAACAGAUGAUGCCUCAGUUCCUGCACUGGAGACUCAGCCCCAAGGGGAUGAAGAAGAUAUAGCUUCUCGUUACCCUACAUUAUGGACUGAGCAAGUAAAAAGCAGGCAGAAUAAGACCAAUAAAAAUUCUGCAGCUUCAUCAUGUGACCAAGAACUUCAAUCUGCAUUAGAAGAAGCUAAGCAACCUCAAAAGGACAAUGUAUUUAUUCCAGAGUGUGCAAAUGGUGGCCUUUACAAACCAGUGCAGUGUCAUCCUUCCACAGGAUACUGUUGGUGUGUCCUUGUUGAUACAGGACGCCCCAUACCUGGUACAUCAACAAGAUAUGAACAACCUAAGUGUGAUAAUAGUGCCAGAGCUCAUCCAAGCAAAACAAAAGAUUUGUUCAAAGGGCGCCAGCUUCAAGUAUUAACUAAAGGUUGUCCAGGAGCCAAGAAGAAUGAAUUCUUGACCAGUGUUCUGGAUGCACUUUCCACAGAUAUGGUGCAUGCAGUUUCUGACCCUUCAGUGUCUUCCAGCAGGCUUUCGGAACCAGAUCCAAAUCACACUUUGGAGGAGAGAGUUGUCCACUGGUAUUUUAAACAACUGGAUAAAAAUGCUAGUGGUGACAUUGGGAAAAAAGAAAUCAAGCCAUUUAAAAGAUUCCUGAGGAAGAAAUCCAAGCCCAAGAAAUGUGUGAAAAAGUUUGUGGAAUACUGUGAUGUGAAUAAUGACAAAUCCUUAACAGUUUCAGAAUUAAUGGGUUGCCUGGGUGUAACAAAAGAAGACAAUAAAGCGGACACAAAGAAACGCCAUACUCCAAAAAAUAAUGGUGAAAGUACUCCUUCCAACAGGCAGCAAACCUCAAAGAAGCAAGGCUGAACACUUCAUAUUCAAGGCAGAUCUCUCGGACAUGAGGGAGACUCCCUCACCAAAAGGCAAUAAAAAUGUAGUAUUUGCACUUUGUACUUUAAAUGUAAAUUCACUUUGUAGAAAUGAGAUAUUUAAACAGACAUUAAAAUCUGUGAAAAUGUAGUAACAGCUUGUUUUAAACUAUUAUCACAUACAAUGUAUGUGCCUUUUUGUUGUCUCAAAACUGUACGUGAUGGAGGUGUACAAGUUUGCCUUUUUUUGAAAGAAUGUUCUGCUAGACACUGACAUAGGGACUAGAUUUAGUGUUUUUCUUUUCAGUUGUAUUGAUUGUUUUCUGCAUAAACUACUAAUAUUGUUAACAGUUAUACAGAAAACUAGCUUGAUUUGAAGUCUGCUGUAUUCACAAUGUUAUGUAAUCUGUGUUUGAGGUUGCAUGUUCCAAAGUCCAAGCAAAGGCUAGAAAUUGAUGUUGACUUCAUAGGCACCAUUUAUAAACACUCUGUUGGUGUUUAAGGUGUUGUUGUUUUCAGACUAUUGUUUUGGGCUUCUCCAGAGCACAACUGUACAUCAAGAAUGCAACCACUAAAGGAUUUUAAAAGCUUUUUUUUUUUUUUUGUCUUUUUGUCUUUAGGUUCUUGUAGAUUUUUUUCUCUAUCUUUUUAGAGGACAUUAUUAUAAUAUAUGUUUAUUUUAUUUUCAAUUCCUUUUGCUUUUUUGGAUGGUUUAGCCUGCCAACAAACUGACAAGAAAUUCAUUAUGUCACUCAUGAUUGCUUCUCCCAAGCUUUAGAAUAGACAUAAUAAUGUAAUAAAGGGGAAUAUUUGUUCAGUAUUGUAAAUCUAAUUAUAAGGAGACAAAGAGGGUGAAGCAGGCUUGUCAAGUGUUCCUUACAGUUGGCUGGACUAUGAUACAUGACUUUUGGUGCCCCAGGAUCUACAAAGGUAAAACUAUCACUUGAACAAAUUAUGAGCAGUUAUGUUAAAGAGUUGCAGUCAGCACAAGCUCUCCCUUAGGGCAUCCUUCUUGCCAUCUGGGAGAUGUUCUUACAAGUUUUCAUGUCUUUCCAAUCUCUUGGAGAUGUUUUGGUUUUUUUUUCACCUCUUUCCUGGAAUGCCUUAAGGGGACAGAAACUUGCAGAUGUGAACUGAACUUCAUAACAAAAGAUUUGAACAGAAUAAAAAAUAAUAAUGAGCUGAGCUUCAGAACUUGGACAGCAUUAAAUUUUAACCAGCCAGAGAGAUGAAUGCACAGGGUAGACACACACUGUGGGUAUCCCCCCCCCAAAAAAAAUUACAAAGUGUCCCUUCAGGAUUGUAGCAAUUGUUCAUUGCUCAUUAUCUCUAUUGUUCAUCAAAACAUUAUAGACUAGACAGGACAUAGAAAUAACAGUUGAUAAUCAUGUUCUGAUGCAGCCUCUGUAUUUAUAUCUGCAUACAUAGCUACAUGAUAAUAUACUGUUGGAAAUCUUUGUACUUUGUGGAACGGAGUAAAAGCAAAUUAGUCUUGUGGUUAGAGAUUUGUGGAGUACAGAACAAAAAUGCUAAUGUAUGUUUAUCUUUGUAAAAACAACACAAACCCCCAAAUUUAUUUGAUGCUUUUUUUAUAAUGCUAAACUCUGAAUUUAAUCUGUUUAGAUUAAACAUAUAG
This is a messenger RNA of Sceloporus undulatus (fence lizard), 3430 nucleotides long. RefSeq names its product SPARC related modular calcium binding 2 (gene SMOC2). Gene Ontology annotation, molecular function: extracellular matrix binding; calcium ion binding; heparin binding. Bases 440 to 1792 code for a protein of 450 amino acids. Gene Ontology annotation, cellular component: basement membrane. The transcript has 14 exons. The record is from RefSeq and is a predicted model, not a curated record. Gene Ontology annotation, biological process: extracellular matrix organization. Lineage: Eukaryota; Metazoa; Chordata; Lepidosauria; Squamata; Phrynosomatidae.